This is a messenger RNA of Conger conger (European conger), 2360 nucleotides long. RefSeq names its product zinc finger protein 267-like. Gene Ontology annotation, molecular function: DNA-binding transcription factor activity, RNA polymerase II-specific; RNA polymerase II cis-regulatory region sequence-specific DNA binding. Gene Ontology annotation, biological process: regulation of transcription by RNA polymerase II. The transcript is spliced from 3 exons. The record is from RefSeq and is a predicted model, not a curated record. Bases 154 to 1611 code for a protein of 485 amino acids. NCBI's taxonomy places the organism in Eukaryota, Metazoa, Chordata, Actinopteri, Anguilliformes, Congridae.
AUAAACGGUCUUCACCGUCAAUUUAGCCGCUAGCGUCUCGGCUAUCGAAGACAGCAACGGCUCCUGAUUGACACGUCGAUUCUUUAUCAAAGUGGCUACGAAAACAUACAUGUUGUUUUUUCAGGCAAAGGUUGAGUAAAAUCGUUUGGUAAAAUGACGAAUUUUGCUCAUUUUCAAACACAGAUAGCCACCAUUAUGGAAAUCAUGACAAAGUCAGCGAUAGCAGAAAUGACCAAACUUUUUGACGACAGUUCCUCAGUUUUAUGUUUGAAAAUUUCUAGGAGUUUAAAUGAGAAUGAAGCGCUGAAAAACAAGCUACAGUUACUGCAGCACGAGCUGACGAUGGUGCGAAGACAGAAAGAGCAAAUGGCUGGAUCGCGUGAGAACCCGGUCAAUACUCGUUCUGUUGGAGUUCAAGUUUUCGUGGAAGAGCAGGACAUUGUCCUUGGUCAGGAGUGUGGCUUCAGUCUGAGAAGAGAUGGAGAACCUGCAGGUGUGAAAGAGUGUGCAAACAUGGAGAAGGUCAGGACUGAACCAGUUCUUAUCAAGCAGGAGAAACUGGAAGAGGGCUUGUGUUACAGUGACCCACAGCCCACACCUGUAGAAGUGGAACAGGUAACUCCUCCCACACCUGUAGGAGGCCCAGAGGAGCUGAGUGAGCAGCACAGGUGCGGACACGGUGAUGAGGAGCUCAGUGGACUGGAGUUUGUGGGGAAGGCAGAGCAAGAGGAAGAGCAUGUAGCCCAGAGACUCAAUCAGACAGGAUGUGAACACAGUGCAGGAAGACUCAACAAUCUGGGCUCUGAGUAUGUAAUGUAUGAGAGAGACAGUCAGCUGUGGACUUCCUUUACCCAAGAGGACAGUGACAUAGAGACUGAUGAUCCAGUUUGUUCUAAUGCUACAGAACAAUUCUCACAGAAUCUGUCAAUUCACGCACAGCUUCAACAUGCUCCUGCCACCAUGGAAGUCUCUGGAAACACACUGUCCCCUUUUGGGGCUUCAUAUGUUGAGGAGUUUGAUCAGAUGGGUGAGAAGCCGUCUGCUUGCAGUGAGGAGCUCAGAUCAGAGGCCAUUCACACACAGCAGGGUCAGUACAGAGAGAGACUUGAGCACACAGUGGAGAGAGAGAAUCAGACAUUACUGCCCCAGCAGCAGCAACAUGGACCCUCAGUAAAACACAUGAGAGGCAGUGAGAGCCCAGUUUUCAACAUUGGGAAGAUGGACAAGGCUAAUGGACAAGCUGACUUUGGAAAGAAACUGUUUAUUUGCACAUACUGUGGGAAGAGUUUUGAUCGCUGUAGUUAUCUCGUCUCGCAUCACCGAAUUCACACAGGAGAGAAACCGUACAGCUGUACACAGUGUGGGAAGUGUUUCAGUCUCAAAGGUAAUCUUGUAAAACAUGAGAGGGUUCACAGUGGAUAUAAACCAUUUUGUUGUGUGCAGUGUGGGAAGAGAUUUUCUCGAGCAGCUGACCUUCGAGCACACCACAGAAUUCAUACAGGAGAGAGACCAUAUCACUGCACCCAGUGUGGGAAAAGUUUUACUCACCAGAGUAAUCUUGUUGUGCACCAGAGGAUUCACACAGCAGUUAAACCAUACAUCUGUAACUAGUUUGAGGAUAGCUUAGUAAUUAGUUCAAUGUGAAAAUGUUUUAGAAUUUAAAAGUACUGUUCAUAAUUUAAAUGGGGAAAUUUGCUUAAAGGAGCACUGUCACACUUUUUUCAGUUGAGCUUAUUUGGAUUAAAUGCUUAAAUUAUGUGUGUAGGCAUCUGUGUAGCCGUUUCCUAAAUAUGGGGCAAAACUUCUCAAAACAAACACGUCCAGUGACGUCACGAUUCUUCACGUCCAGAAUCUGCAUCCUGUGUUACCCAGAAGGCAACGGACGCUCAAACUCCACCCUUGAACGCAGAGACUGGUUUAUGGAUAGCCACCCAUCCAGGCAAGUCUGGCGGCAGACUGAGGAAUCCUCCCACCUCCUCCCACUUUCAAUCAUCAUCUCUAAGCAAUUGAACUGUACUAGACACUCUUUAAAUUUAAACGUAAGCAUUUCAUCCAAAUAAGCUCAACUGAGAAAAAAAGUGCGAUAGUGCUCCUUUAACUAGUUCCAGAGGUAUAAUUAUAAAUUAUAAUAAACUACAAUACCUCUGCUAGCUUGGGAACUUCUGGUGGAAUGUCAACCCCUGGUUCCCUGGUUGAAAUGAAUUGAUGAAGAGCUAUUUAUUAGUAAUCUGUGUAAAUUGCAAAAUAUGAGUUGAAAGGACAAUUUCACACAUUUUACCAAUUCCUAAAAAAAUGUGACAUCAAGCAUCAGUGUUUCCCUUCGUGUGGCUUUAAUAACAAAAUAAAUGUAUAAAUUAAAA